Messenger RNA from Diachasma alloeum, 9238 nucleotides. RefSeq names its product la-related protein 1 (gene larp). Gene Ontology annotation, molecular function: RNA cap binding. Gene Ontology annotation, cellular component: cytoplasmic stress granule; cytosol. The coding region runs from base 1117 to 5094 and encodes 1325 amino acids. Lineage: Eukaryota; Metazoa; Arthropoda; Insecta; Hymenoptera; Braconidae. The transcript has 13 exons. The record is from RefSeq and is a predicted model, not a curated record. Gene Ontology annotation, biological process: mRNA stabilization; positive regulation of translation.
UAUCAUCAUUUCGGCCACAUGUGUCUGCGCUACUCUCGCUCCCCGGAAAAAAAAAUCCCAAAACUGCGUGCACCCCGCGAUGAACCCCGUUUACGUAACCCCGUUGCCAAGUGAGAUCCCCCAGUCCCCGAAAAUCCGCGAGUGACUCCCCAAAGCCGUCGUCUCGCCAAUCGAACUAAUCGAACAGUGUAAGCCCCCGACCAGUGCCUAUCGAAAAAAAAAAACGUGCCUCGUGUUCCCGCAAAACCGAACACUCCCCGAUGUACCAGAGCCCGGACAAUGCCGCCAAAGCCCCACAAGUGACACUAACCAAUCUCGUCGAAGGGUGAGUCCACCAAACAAUCUAAAGCCUGAGCGAAAAAAAUAUAUCAAAACGCCGAGUCAGCACGUUGUGCUAGCCUCGUGCCCCCCCAAGUCCCGACCAUCGCCGCAACUUCCCCGCAGCCCCAGCAAAAUCGCAGACAAAUCCCCCGAAGCCCCCCGACAGCAACAAUAACCCAACAAUCAGCCCCCAAUAACGAGAAUUAUCCAAUUAUUCACCCCGCAAAGGGGGGGCGGAUAUUUAUUAGCGGUGUGCGCACGCGGUCUGCUGCGUGGUCCCUCUCCCCCUGGAGCCAUUGCUCCCAGUACCAGACAAUCACCACGAGGAGUCGCAUCCAGCGACCCAGGGAGGUCGCACUUACUCUUUAUUUUCCGUUUUUUUCGUUAAAUUGAGGAGCCCAAUCACCCAAAAGCCCCGACUCAUCCCCAAUAAAAAUAAAACAACCAACUCGAUCAGUUGGUGGACAGCAAGCGACUGAACCCCAGUCAGUGAAAGCUCCGGAGCCCGCAGGACCAUGCGUUCGAAGCGGCCGAACUCUCCGCAAUAAUCUCGCUGUAAAAAAUGUUGUGAAAUGAUCGAGAAACUCUCGCGAUAAUUCUGAUGAUCAUCGUGGAGGGCUCGGGGCGGACGUGUCGGUGUUCGUGAGUGGUUCGAACAUAGGGCCGAAAUCGCCGUGAAAAAAGCUGAAGAAAGUCGAGAAAAAAAAUCGGGAGUUGCCAUAAGCCGACGGGUUUAACCCAACUUAUUCCCCCCGCAACCUCGUGUUACUUCAUUUUCUCCUGAAAAGUGGCAAUAUGGCGGCUAAAGUGGUAACGAGCAAUCAGGGAGGUAGCGAGGGCCACGAGUGCCCCGGUGUGUCGUACGCGAGCGUAUUAAAUCCAAAGAGUGCGAGUGAUUCACAGCAGCGGACGAUUAAGGACAAUAACAAGGAGAAUAUUGGGCAGGUGAGCGGCACGCCGCCGGCCAAUCGAGAGCGUAAGGAGACGGCGCGGGUAAAGUAUCCGAAAAAUUCGCGUCGGUACAACGCGUUCACGAAAAACGACAGGAGAUCGCACGUUUAUUCGUCACCGAGAGCUAGUCCAGGGGAUGGAGAUGGGAUUAACGAGCUGAGGGAUUUGUCCAAGGGGGGGAGUGAGCAGGAGAGACUCAAUGGGGAUGUGGGGAGUGAUGGGGAAUUUCAGACUGUGGCUCCCAAGUCCGCCAGGAGGAAGGAGAAGCUCCAGGAGAAGAGCAGGGAGCACAGGUCGCACAGGGAACGCCACAGGCAUCACGAGAGGCAUCACAAUGCACGUGGCAAGAGCGAUGGCAGCAGGGAGAGGGCCCCACACAGAGAUCGACACUCUGGGGAGCACUCGUCGCCCAAGGAGCAGAGGGACGAGGAGGAGGCGGAGGACGCACCUCCCGUUAAGUAUGUGGAGGCACCUCUGCCGGUCGUCAAUCCGUGGAAUAAGAGUGCUGGACUCGCGGCGAACAGCACCGCUGCGGCUGGGGCUGUGGAGAGGGUCAGCGAGAAGGAGAAACGGGUGCUGCAGCCGCAGCAGCAGCAGGGGAAGGCUCUUGAAAACGGCCCCGCCGCUGCUGUUCAACCGACAAUUGUGAAGGCACCAAAAGACAGAAGAAAAUAUAAUCAAAAGGCAAGUGACUUCACAGAUAUUGGAGACUGGCCGUCUCUGGGAGCUCAAGGCGAGAACAAAACGCCGGUCCCAACGGCUAAACAAAACGGUGUUGAAGAGCCUAGUAACUCUAAGGAAGGCAGUGCCGGCAGUGUGGAGAGCAAGGGGCAGGAGAAUAAAGAGCUAAAUCACUGUCAGGAUGACAGUGAUGAGCACACUGAUGCCAAUGACAAAAAAAAGAAGAUAAAUAAACAAAAAUGGGUGCCAUUGGAAAUUGACAUUGCCAAAAGUAGGGGGAAACGAGACCGUUCCCCCAAGCAUCAAAAUCACAGAGAACGAAGUAGUGAGAGUGAGGAGGUGUGGAAAGAACGGGAACACGAGAGGCCUGGAUAUGGCUUCAAGAGCGGUCGGGGAGGGAGGAGUUACAGGGGAAGAGGCGGCAGGGGCCGCGGUCCAUCGAGAGGUGGAGGGUACAGACAGAGACAGGAUGUUGAUUAUUCUGGGGACUAUGCUGGGGAUUUUUCACAGAUGAAACCGUUCAAUAAUGCUGAUCCAUCGUACAUGAUGCCCUACAUGGGCACGUUUUUCUUCAAUGCAACGAGCUAUGUUAAUCUCGACACAACGACACUGAAAGAGUACAUAAGGAAACAGAUUGAGUACUACUUCAGUGAGGAGAAUCUGUUGAGAGACUUUUUCAUGCGUCGUAAGAUGGAUGCCGAGGGCUUUCUGCCUAUCACGCUGAUAGCCUCCUUCCACCGAGUCCAAGCGCUCACGACAGAUGUUGCUUUGGUCAUUGAAUCGAUUCUGGAGUCAGACAAAUUGGAAAUGGUCAACUGUUUUAAGGUCAGAACAAGACUAGACCCGAUGAAGUGGCCGAUAGCAGUUGAAUCAGCAAAUCCCCCAUACCCCGAUUCAGAGACCUCCCAGCCCCCCAUCCCUCGUCCAGAGAUUCCAGCACCAGAAAAACCCCAAUUCUGUCCAGCUGCAACACCCCUAACCACAAUUCCAACACCACCACUACCUCGUGUCCUCCAGUCCGUCAUAGUCCCGUCCAGACUAAGUGAAUGUGAAAGUGUGUCCUCGUCCAUAGGUGAGACCCUUAAUCCCGAUGUACCAGAAUUUAUUCCCAUUAAUGUUGCGUCAAAUACUGAUCCCUCGGUUGGUAAUUCCACGAAGGAUCAAGAGUCCUCGAAUAAUAAUAUUAAAAAAACGUCUGAAUCGUCGCACAAUCGCAGUGAGAGUCAGUCCCAGGAGGCGGUCAGAGUGAUGCAGAGCGAAGCAAACGAAUUGAGCCAAAAUUCGUCAGCAUCAGCUGCAGCUCCGUCGAAGGGCCCGAGGGUUCAGGUGAAUGGAGAGGCUGAGGUGCCUGCCAAUGAUGUCUGGAAGGAAGUCAAGAGGCGGGUUAAACAGCCACCCAGGGGCAAACCUGAGGCCAAUUCCAAAAGUGAUCAGCAUAAAGAGGAGGAGCGAGAGGAACUCGACUUUCAGUUCGAUGAGGAACUCGAUACUCCUCCACCCACAGGACGACACAACGCCUUCUCAGAAUGGUCGGAGGAUGACGAUGACUACGAGCUGUCAGACGGUGACAUAAACAAACUCCUGAUCGUCACCCAGAUAGCCCCAAGCUCGCAAGUUGUCACCACCUCGCGAAUUCCAAAGCACGAGGGUCAUGAUCGCACAGGUGACUGGACAACGCGAGUGAAAAUGACCCAGGAUUUGGAGCAAGCGAUUAACGACGGUCUCUUCUACUACGAGGAGGACCUCUGGACAGAGGAUGGACAGCGAUACGGUUCGUCCUCGUCGAUAGGAAGCUACAAGACAGUGAACGUGAUAAGUCAGGCAGCAUUUGAGAAAAUGGCCCCGAAGGCCCCCAGGAAAGCGAACCCAGAGGUACCACCGCCUCCGCCAUUCUCAGAGGACAUGGAGAUCUCUUCAUCACUGCCUACACAGUCCACAAUCCCUGACAAACGCGAUCGCAAGGGCGAGAAGAGAUUGAACGAGAGACAGCGUGGUGCCUGCAGAAGAAGGGGAGGCGCUGUUCCCAGGUUCUUCGCUGUUGUUAAGGACGAACCAGCGGUCGAUCCUAGGACACCACGCAAACGAAAAACUCGACACAGCAAUAAUCCCCCUGUGGAGCACCACGUGGGCUGGAUCAUGGAUGUCAGAGAGCACAGACCCAGAACUUACUCCACUGGGAGCAGUGCUGGUACGAGCCCCAAUGAGGGAUAUCUCGCCAGCAGUUACGGGAGCCAGCCCUCCUCGUUACCCACCUUCCAACAUCCCAGUCAUGCUUUGUUGAAGGAGAAUGGGUUCACGCAGCAAGUGUAUCACAAGUACCAUUCGAGGUGUCUAAAAGAGCGAAAGAGAUUGGGUAUUGGCCAAUCCCAGGAGAUGAACACGUUGUUCCGCUUCUGGUCUUUCUUCCUGAGAGAGAAUUUCAAUCGCACCAUGUACGAGGAAUUCAGAACUAUCGCCAAGGAGGACGCUGUUGAGGGCUAUCGUUAUGGCCUCGAGUGUCUCUUCCGCUACUACAGCUAUGGUCUUGAGAGAAAAUUCCGACCACAGUUGUACAAAGACUUUCAGUACGAGACAAUCGUCGAUUAUGAGAAUGGUCAAUUGUAUGGAUUAGAAAAAUUCUGGGCUUUCCUGAAGUACUACAAGAAUUCUGAUAAGUUACACGUGGAGCCAAAACUUGAGGAAUAUCUCUCGAAAUUCAAAAAUAUUGAGGACUUCCGAGUUGUUGAGCCCCAAAUAAACGAGAUGCUCCAGGGUUUCGGUAGCAACCUGCGUCCCGUCGCCAACAAGCGAAGGAAUCGUAGUGUCUCUGAAAGUGGCGGUGAAGCCUCUCCAACGAGUAGAGUACGUCGUCUCUCGGGUGGUUCAUCCACAGUGACUCUCCCCACCUCUGGCGCAGCCCCAGCCCCUGGCCUCCAGAAGCAAUCGUCGGCCUCAGUGAACCUCGCUCAAUAUCGCAAUCGCACAGGCUCUUUCGGCUCCGGCAGACUUGGUCAUUCCAACGCAAAACGUCGCAAUGACUCGGCCUCAUCCAGCAGUCGUGAUCUCAGUAAACAGCAGUCCAGAAGCAGGCACAACUCAGGCUCGUUCACAAAGCCCCAGGAGGUGCCUAAAUCUACGACCAGCAAAGAAUCCCAAAAAUGAAAGGAGGGGAGAACCUCCUGGUUCUUGGCUGCGUUUAAAUCUCCUCAGAUGAAUGCAUAAAUAUAUAUCACAUAUAUAUUUUUAACUGAAAUAACUUUAUGCUUGGAAUCGGCAGAAAAGUAAGUCAAUGAGGCUGAAUGAAUGCUUAAUAACGUCUGUGAAACACAGCAGAACGAAACUGAAAAUUGUCUUGGUUCAAUCAAGCACAAAUUUUUUCACAACUAGAAAGUGCGACUUGUUUUUAUCCAAGACGCACACUGAUAAAUAAAGGCAGACGACAUAUUUUUACAUUUUUAACUCGAAAAAUUCAUGAGAGGAAAGAACAUUGACACUCAUCAUUACGAAAGAAGAUUGAGAAUCCUCGAGCUCAUUGGAUGAAUUCAUUGAAAACACCAGGAAUGUCUUUUUCUUCAUUUGUGAUGCCAUCUCAGCCUCGUCCAGCAGUCGCGAUCUCAGUAAACAGCAGUCCAGAAGCAGGCACAACUCAGGCUCGUUCACAAAGCCCCAGGAGGUGCCUAAAUCUACGACCAACAAAGAAUCCCAAAAAUGAAAGGAGGGGAGAACCUCCUGGUUCUUGGCUGCGUUUAAAUCUCCUCAGAUGAAUGCAUAAAUAUAUAUCACAUAUAUAUUUUUAACUGAAAUAACUUUAUGCUUGGAAUCGGCAGAAAAGUAAGUCAAUGAGGCUGAAUGAAUGCUUAAUAACGUCUGUGAAACACAGCAGAACGAAACUGAAAAUUGUCUUGGUUCAAUCAAGCACAAAUUUUUUCACAACUAGAAAGUGCGACUUGUUUUUAUCCAAGACGCACACUGAUAAAUAAAGGCAGACGACAUAUUUUUACAUUUUUAACUCGAAAAAUUCAUGAGAGGAAAGAACAUUGACACUCAUCAUUACGAGAGAAGAUUGAGAAUCCUCGAGCUCAUUUGAUGAAUUCAUUAAAAAUACCAGGGAUGUCUUUUUUUAUUUUUGAUGUCUUCCGUGUCAUGCCAUAACUGCAUAAUAACCCGCACUUUCAUCGCGAAUGAAACUGCCGAAAUGAUUCAAUCAUGUGUGUAAAAUCUUUCGAAUUGUCGAAGAUUAUGGGAGUUUUAACAAUCUCUGGUUGGGAAAAUUCUCACGGUAUUCCCGGGGAAAUUACUGACAGCUAUAAUUCACUAAUUGGCCGGUGCAAACUCGAGAUUUCUCCACGAAUAAUUGAAUAGUUAAACAAAAUCCAAAAAAUUAACAAUGACGAAGUAACUAUUGCAAUAGAAAUCAAACGAGUACGAUAAAAUGACUAUUGAAUCAUUAAAUGUCAGCUUCCAGACCAUUCCAGUGAAAUGAAAAGGACAUUAAUAAAAUUAUUGUAAUGCAUCUGCCAAUGACAGCCUAGUCACCGAGCCACAGAUUCUCCUCAGAAAUUUUCAAGAAUUUUCAAAAAAAAAUCGUCUCCAGAGAUCUCGUUAAUCUCCAUGAAUUCUUCCUCGAAGCAAUGAUUUUUUAAAAAUUGAAAUUCAGACGUGAACGAUGAGGGAUUGGAGUCUGUCGCCUCAUGAGGGCUUCACACGAAUAAGUGUAGAAAUAAUCACAUUACAAUUGGGUAAUAAAUCGAGUAACCAAUAUAUUGGAAGCUACCAUAUGAUUAGUUUUGUACAUUACAAGUUAAUGAUAGUAAUUAUGGGAGGCGUAUUAUAUAUGCAACAAAAAAAAAUAACUACGAAAUAAGUGAUAUUAAUUAACAAUUUGUUGGCUUUUUAAAUUAAUGGAUGAAUAUAUGCAAUUAUAGAUAGCUCAAAAAACACAGCGUGUCCGUUGAUUUAGACUGUUAUGUAUAUUUCUUUUUCUUUCUCUUAUCGCCUUCAUCGAAUAGACAACGAGACACGUCGCAGGCUGGUCCGCUCCGUAUGUUUUUUUUCUUUUCUUUGUUUCUCGAAUGAAUUGAUACGUAAAAUUGAGGAAAUUCAUCCAAUCAAUUUUUUAUUCUUUUAGUAUUUUUCCCUCGGUAUCUGGUGGCUUAACUCGAGUUUCGAGGGAAAUUUUUUCACUGAGGAUUACGAUUACUGAAUGAUUUUUUGACAAUUCAGUUGUCGGUUUUCUUUGGAGACAUUUCGUCGGAAUAUGCAGUUGGCGAAGUUAAUCAGAAUCAUGAUUGAGCGGACAGGAGUACAAUUUUAAUACUGCGUACCGUGGCUUAAUUUCUGUGUUCAUUAUUAACGUUCUUCUCAAAAGUGGAACAUUAUUGUUGUUUUUAGGGGGGGGGGGGACCAAUGUGGUUUUGAAAGUCCAGGGGUGGUGGAGGGAUUACAUGUGUAUAAAAACGAAGAAUGGGUCCAAUUUUUCAGCUGCGGAGGUGCUUUUUCCAAAAAUUGAAAAAAAAAGAAUAACAAUUGCAGUUAAUGAUUGUUCUCAUCUCCAUGAUGUUAAUCAGUAUAAGAAAAGUCAGGGGAUAUUGCAGAAAUAAUUACGAGGUUGAUGGAAUUGCCAGUGCGACGUUUCGCUAAAUUAUUUUAGCUUCAUCGGGCUCUGGAAAAAAAAAAAAGUCAAUAUUGUUCAUCUGUUGCACAUAACAGCAAAAAUAAGAAGUGAGAAAAUCUAGUUAAUUAUUUAAAUAAAAACGAAAUUGGCCAAUUAAAAAUUGAAAUUAAAAAAAAUAAUUUGGAAUUGUUAUUCUAAACAUUUUGAAGGAAAACAACUAAUAAUAAUCAGUUUUUUCAGUCUAAUUCUUUGUUCUUGUGCAUAUUUGAUCGAUCUUCAAAGCCUCAAGUGACUAAUAUUUUUUUAUACUAAAAAAAUGGGAAAAAAUAAAAUUCCAAUUUUUUCCAGGCAUUAAAUUACCGGGAUAAAAUCUUUGAAAUAGUCUCCUCACCAGGAUUUUUCAUGGAUUCACUUAAAUUUUGGUUUCCACGCAAUACAUUGAAGAAAAAAAUCUGAGUUUUUUAGUUCCAGUUUUUUUAUUUUUUUUUCAUGAGAAUUGCCAAAAAAAAUUUUAAAUUGUUUAUUGAUAUGUCAUGCCCUUCAAUUUACAUCACACUACCAUAUUAUCGUCUCUAUCAUUUCAGACUAAAAAAAUCUAAAAAAUCAAAAAAUUGGAAUUUUCAAAAAAGCUCGCAUUUUAUUUUCGUCGACUAUUUUGCAGACUUUACGCUUUACAGCCACACGUCUACAAUGAAAAAACCUAGAACUCGAUUUUUCUCAUUUUUUAGUAGAAAAAAAUCCCCUGAACUUUCAAAUCAAACGUCACGCUCUCCCCUUAAGGGGUAACAGAAGGCUAGCGCAUCCUCGAAAUUGUCAAACAGAUUUCCUGCUCAAAGUUAUUAACAUCUCUCUAACCCAAACCAAAUUUGACCCUCACCAUCGUCUCCUGGAGAUGAAAAUGCCUCGGUCUCCAAAAAUUCGACAGCUUUACCAGGAAAUACCAGCGGCAUUCUGUUACCCCUUGAUGAAAAAUCACUCCCUCGUCGUAUCAAUGAGAAGGUGGAAUGUUCCCCACCACCACAGGCUGUGUCCCUUCAUCAUCAAUUAAAUUCUGUCUGAAUAAUCAUAACAGUUUGUAGUAAUCCCCCUGGGUUUGCCUGGUUCAACAAUGAAAUCACAUUACAUGUACGAUUAUUACGAAAAAUGAAUAUGAUUUAUUGAAAUUGUUUAUUUAGAGAUAGAUAUUGGUAUCACCUAGAGUUAAGUUUAAUCGUAAGAUUUUUUUCUUUCUCUUUGUGGGAGUUUAAUUGGCUCCGGUGUAAUUAUUUUAUUAUUAUUUUGAUCAUAUUACGUAUGAAUAACUUUAAGCACAAUGAUUAUUUUUCUUUCGUCGGUUAACUGGAGGCGAAUGGCUAAAUAUCCUUUUACAGAUCAUUAGACCAUGUUUUUUUCGUGACGAAUAACUACUGCUUCAGUCAUUUUUUCUCCUGUGGAGUUUGGUUAGACACAAUUGCACUAGAAGAAAAAUCCUUGCAAGUGAAAACAUGUAAAAAUAUAAAUACAGUUUGGAUAUAUCAUUACUUAUACCAUUGUUACUUAUACUUUGUACGAUUCUAUCAUAUCCUUGAUUUACUUUUUAAAUUUAAGUCUUCAUCUCGCGUUUAUGUAAAUGGGUGGGUGGGGAUCGUUGGAGACAACAACGACCCAAAAAUGUAUAGAGAAAAUAAUAAUUACGUAGAUAUUUAGUGUGAA